Messenger RNA from Daldinia decipiens, 2229 nucleotides. Its product is annotated as cysteine proteinase. Gene Ontology annotation, biological process: protein deubiquitination. Lineage: Eukaryota; Fungi; Ascomycota; Sordariomycetes; Xylariales; Hypoxylaceae. Gene Ontology annotation, molecular function: cysteine-type deubiquitinase activity; cysteine-type endopeptidase activity. Gene Ontology annotation, cellular component: cytosol; nucleus. The record is from RefSeq and is a predicted model, not a curated record. The transcript has 4 exons. Bases 1 to 2229 code for a protein of 742 amino acids.
AUGGCGAGUUUUCUAAAUAAAUGGAAGACCAGCGGCGCUACGGCCUCGAGUUCGGCAGGCAAAGACGGACCAAAAAAGAAAGAGGAGACUCCGCUAGAGGUCACCCCGUUAGAACGGAUGCUUCAGAAUGCUGGCGCGCCCAGGCAAGAUGGAAGCGACAAGUUCUUCGGCAUGGAGAAUUUCGGAAAUACUUGCUAUUGCAACUCGAUCGUCCAAGCCCUCUACUAUACCGUACCAUUUCGAGAGCAGGUGCUUAAGUUCCCGCCAUUAUCACCCUCAAAUACCCCUAACGGAAACCGACCUAGGGUUAACGUCCAAAUCCGAGCUCCGGCUGUGAACGGAAGCGCGCACGGAGGCGCAAAUGCGAAGAAAAGCUCUGUAGCUGAUGCGAUGGAGAAGAGGAAACAGAUUAACUCUGGGCAAAUCCAACCGAUUCGGCCAGAGGAUAAACCCGACACCCCCGAAUAUAAAAAGAAGCAAGCGAUGCUGAAGGGCCCUAUAUUAGAGUUGGCACAAGAAAGCCACGAAACUUACGGGAUGGAUGAGUGCACGUUCACGGGCCUACGAGAUAUUUUUAUGACGCUCGUAGAUAGUACCGUCCGUACUGGAGUUCUUAGUCCGCAGCGCUUCCUGGAGAUCUUCAAGCGCGAUAACGAAAUGUUUCGUAAUUCGAUGCACCAGGAUGCGCACGAAUUCUACGGGCUCGUUUUAAAUGAUAUAAUAUCGAACGUCGAGAGCACAGCUAAGCGGUUACUUAACCAGCAGGUCUCUUAUAGUAACGGUAGUAUUGAAGAAUCGCUCAAAGCAGCCUUGGGAGCAAUUGCUAAGACCACCUCGAACGGUAUAAAUUCUCCGGGAACAGGCUGGGUGCACGAUAUAUUCGAAGGCGUGUUAACAUCAGAGACGAAAUGCCUCACUUGCGAGACUGCUUCUCAGCGGGAUGAGACGUUCCUGGACUUGUCGAUUGACUUAGAGGAGCACACCUCAGUAACUGCGUGCUUGCAGAAAUUUUCGGCCGAGGAGAUGCUCUGCGAGAGAAACAAAUUCCAUUGCGACAAUUGUGGAGGCCUACAAGAAGCCGAGAAGCGAAUGAAGAUCAAGCGACUGCCUAAAGUGCUAGCAUUGCACUUAAAGAGGUUCAAGUAUACGGAAGACUAUAGUCGGUUGCAGAAGCUGUUCCAUCGUGUAGUAUACCCGUACCAUCUAAGGAUGUUUAAUACGACGGAGGAUGCCGAAGACCCAGAUCGGCUGUAUGAACUGUACGCUGUUGUUAUCCACAUCGGCGGCAACGCAUACCAUGGACAUUACGUCUCGGUCAUCAAGACGGAAGAUCGAGGUUGGCUGUUAUUCGACGAUGAGAUGGUCGAGCCCGUUGAUAAGCACUACGUCCGAAACUUUUUUGGGGACAAACCCGGUAUGGCCUGUGCAUACGUGUUGUUUUAUCAAGAAACGACUUACGAGAAGAUGCGGGCUGAGCAGGAGGCGGAGGGUCUUGAGGAAGUUAGGAUCGCCAGCGAAAAGGCUGGUGUUGCUCAAGAAGACGGUCAGCCGAACGGUUCAGUUACCGGGUUAACAAGGCAGCUAACACAGCCGGCUCGGCCGCCCGAAGAGCGCGAAGGGUUGACCACUCUAGAUCACGCUGCUACGGCACCUGAUAUGCUCAUCGAUCCGGCUGCUCCUUCUCCGGCGUUAUUGCCUCAGCUAGACGGUGCGGUACCGCCCAGCCCCUUGAUUUCAGAAAGAACGGAUACGACCAAGGGCGAAACAAGGUCAAAAGAAGAAAGGAACCGAGAAAAGAAAGAAGCCAAGGCUCAAGAAAAGGCACGGAAGUCGGCGGAAAAGGAAGAGCUCAAAGCCAAGGAGAAGCGGCGCAAAGAGGCCGACGCGCGGUUGCGCGAAGCUCGCAAAGCUGAACAGGAGGAGUUCAAGAAAGCCAUCGAGGCAAGUAAGAAGAUGGAUGAAGAAGACGAAGCCAGCCGCAGAGAACAAGAAGACAGUGUUCCGUCUCUGCAGAAGCCGGAUAAGGGUAGCAGAUCCAUGUCAAGAAAGAGCUUCGGGUUUUUAAAUAGAGACAAAGCAAAACGGGAUAUCCUAGAGGUUUUGCCCGAAAACAAACAGAAUGGCGAGAGCGCGGGGCCCAGCCACGACAAGCCGGAGCAGCAGUUCAAGCUUAAGAAGAGCUUCAGCUUUAGUCUUGGGCGAAGAAAAAGCCAUAGUACCCUCUCGUAA